AUGUCUAGAUCAGUGUUACAGAAAUCUGUCACAGUGCCAGGUGUUAGUGAUUGUAGUCACAUUUCCCGUGUAACAUCAGACCGGGUCUGGAUCAGCGAUGAAGAAAAUCUCGUCUUGACAAACACAGCAGGUGAUAAACUACAUCAUCUGACAGAUAUAGUUAGUUAUUAUGGAGGACACACUGUGAACGGUGAUGGUGAUUUAAUUUAUAUAGACAGUCACGGUAACAUCAACAAACUGUCUACAGAUAACAAAGUAAAGACUACAUUAAUAGAGUACACAGCAUCAUGGUAUCCACAGUGUGUCUACAGCUCCCCCUUCACUGGAGACCUGCUAGUCGGGAUGUAUAAUGAUGAAUUAAAAUAUGCAGAAGGCCAGUUAGUCCGGUAUAACUCCACAGGAGAACACAUCCAGACCAUACAGUACGACCAAAACAACACAGGUGAGGAACUGUAUAGGGAUCCUGGAUACAUCACAGAGAACCGCAAUGGAGAUGUUAUUGUGUCUGACUUGUACCGUGUUGUGGUGACAGAUCGUGGAGGGAGUCAUCGCUUCUUCUACACAGGACCUCCAUCAGGAUCAGGACUAUUUCCACAAGGAAUCUGUACUGACGCGCUGUCACACAUCCUGGUGUGUGAUCAUUACACCAAGUCAGUACAGAUGUUAGACAGUGAUGGUCACUUCCUGUCACUGAUACAGACAUCACCAUACGGGAUAGACACACCACAGGGCCUGACUUAUGAUGAUAACACACACCUACUGUGGGUAGGGUCAUUCAUCAACAACACAGUAAAAAUAUACAGAGUGAUAGACAGAGACUCUCUGAUUGUGAAAAAACUAAAGGGAAAAGUGGACAGAGCAUGGAAUGAAGUAGAGGAUGUCUUAGUAACUUCAGGCUCGUGUGAAAAAGACUUCAGAAAAAUAAGGGAAGUAGAACGAUUACUCAAUGUGAAAUUUAAAGAAUUUUGUAUUGUCUCAGAAGAUUACAAGAAAUAUCUUGAUUCUCAAAACACUGAAGAUGCUCGCAAUAUGUGGAAAGAAUUUGAUAUGUUUGUGAACAAGUGUAUUUCAAUAGUGAAGAAAACAAGUAAUGAACUUGAAACAACAAAAUUUAAAUUACUGGAAACAUUAUCUCAUGUGUCAAGUUCGAGCAGUCUUCAGAUAGCUAAAGCACAAGCUGAAAAGGCCAAACUAGAACUUAUUAAAAAAGAGGGUGAACUUUUAAAACAAAAGACCGACAUUGAAACAAAAAUAAGCAUUGUUCGACAAGAAAAAGAAAUUCUCUCAGCGGAAGCAGAUUUAUCAGAAGAAAAUAAAAUAGAUCUUCCAGUUUCUACAAAAGAACAAUUGACCAGUGCUUAUAUAAUGAACCAUCAUUCUGCAAAUACUGGUAUUGACAACGUUCAACAAAAUCAACCAAGCUUUGAACAAAACCCAUCAAACACAAUACACAACCCACCCACCAGUGUGUAUAAUCCUGCGAGUGCCUAUCAACUUCCUGUCUCUCAAACUUAG
Molecule: messenger RNA, 1515 nt
Organism: Saccostrea echinata
Lineage: Eukaryota; Metazoa; Mollusca; Bivalvia; Ostreida; Ostreidae
Exons: 2
Coding region: 1-1515 (504 amino acids)
Biological process (GO): protein polyubiquitination; proteasome-mediated ubiquitin-dependent protein catabolic process; negative regulation of translation
Molecular function (GO): ubiquitin protein ligase activity; translation repressor activity
Source: RefSeq, a predicted model, not a curated record